AUGUGUCAGGAAAAAUUGGUACAAGAAGCCGUGGAUACACUUCUUGAUAAUGGAAUCCGUGGACAACCCAUGAGGGAUGGUCAUAAUAAGGUUUACAAGUCAUUUUCAGAUGUAAUUGAAGGCAAAGAGGGAAGAUUUCGCGAGACUAUGCUUGGCAAACGGGUCGAUUAUUCGGGGCGUUCAGUGAUUGUCGUUGGGGCUUCACUUUCAUUACAUCGCUGUGGAUUGCCUCGCGAAAUAGCAAUAGAGCUCUUCCAGACAUUUGUAAUUCGUGGUCUAAUUAGACAACAUCUGGCUUCGAACAUAGGAGUUGCUAAGAGUCAAAUUCGUGAAACAAAAGGGUGCGAUCAUACCAGCACUAAUGCACCGGAUCCCAUCAGAACUCCGCAGUUAAGCGUGCUUGGGCGAGAGUAG
This is a messenger RNA of Microthlaspi erraticum, 414 nucleotides long. The record is from the annotation of a GenBank genome assembly. Lineage: Eukaryota; Viridiplantae; Streptophyta; Magnoliopsida; Brassicales; Brassicaceae.